UCCAGGGAUUGGGGCGUGCUUAUCGGCGCCUCUGACUGGGAGAUACGGAGAGGGAGAGAGGAUCACUCUGGGCUCUGAUACGGUCCACUCACUUUAACGGGACACGAGCUUUGCUUUGAUAGCCGGUCGCGAAGUAAACUCCGUCUCGCUAAUCUGGAGAAAUCCUCCGCUCGGCUCAGCUCUCCGAUGGAGCGGUGGAAAGGCAGAGUGGCGCUCGUGACCGGAGCCUCGGUCGGGAUCGGAGCGGCUGUCGCGCGCGCUCUCGUCCAGCAGGGCAUGAAGGUGGUCGGGUGCGCGCGCAGCGUCGAUAAAAUAGAGAAGCUGGCAGCUGAGUGUCAGAGUGCGGGCUACAGCGGCACUCUGAUCCCGUACAAAUGUGACCUGUGCAACGAGGAGGAGAUCCUCUCCAUGUUCUCGGCCAUUAAGACCCUGCUUCAGGGGGUGGACGUGUGCAUCAACAACGCCGGCCUGGCUCACAACGAGCCUCUGCUGAGUGGCCGCACUGAGGGGUGGAAGAACAUGCUCGAUGUGAACGUUCUCGCUCUGGCCAUCUGCACGCGCGAAGCCUACCAGUCCAUGAGGGAGAGAAACGUGGACGAUGGACACAUCAUCAACAUCAACAGUAUGGCAGGACACAGGAUGGUCCAGAGUGCUGACGCGCAUUUCUACUGCGCCACCAAAUACGCAGUGACGGCACUUACUGAGGGGCUCAGACGGGAGCUGAGGGAGGCCAAGACACACAUCCGUGCCACGUGUAUAUCCCCUGGCAUAGUGGAGACCGAGUUUGCCUUUAGACACCACAACAGUGAUCCAGAGAAAGCUGCUUCCGUGUAUGAAAGUAUAAAGUGUUUGAAAGCUGAAGACAUAGCCAACGCCAUCACCUACGUCCUCAGCGCCCCUCCACACGUCCAGAUCGGAGACGUGCAGAUGCGGUCGGUGGAGCAGGUGUCCUAGUGGCCGGACUGAGACGCGCCGAUGGAGAGCGGAGAAGCCUCGGAGAAGCAGUGUCUCUCUGGCAACACCUGCUGGACAAACUGUACAAAUAGAUUUGAAACACAGAAUCGAAAGGGAAUUGGGGGGUUUGUGUGUGGUUUGAGGAGAAAAAAAACGUAGCAAAUCUGAAAAAUACGAAGCUUGUGUGAGAGGGAACUGCUCCAUGAGAGAGGGAGAGGAAAUAGAGAGAGAGAGAAAGCGAGAUAAUUGGUUCUGUUCCAAUUUACACAAACACUGCUGCCUCAAUGUGACGGGAAUCUUUUUUUUUUCUUUUUUUUUAGUCGAGGGAAACUGGGAAAACAGAAACAAGGACCAUGUAGGGCUGAAAAAAUGGUCCCCACUUAUGACCACAGACCAGAAUGCUAUCGGUUGCACAGUUUUGUUUUUUUUUUCCCCUUCAUUUUUAAGGUUAUUUGACAUAUCUGUCACAAAAUAGGUGCAUUCAUCUCAUAUAAAGCCUUCUAAUCCACUGAUAUCGUGAUAGAAUAUCGGCUACUUCGAAGUGAUUUAAAUCUAUACGUCCUUAAAGUAAUGUAUUCCCAAAACGACAGGCAAGUAUAUUCUUGAAGCUGUUUCUAAUCAUUUUUCUCAAUUGUUUUCCCGACAAAAUUCGUCUUAGAUAUAAUGUUAAAUGUGAUUAAAAUUCUCAGAAGCCGUUAUUAGAUUAUUAAAGUUUGCCCAUAAAUAAUAAAAAAUAUUUUCUUUCCUUCCAGAAACCCAACUUCCGUCUGCUUUUACCUACAAAGAGUUCGCCCUCAUAUCCCAGUUCUAUCCACCGAUCAGCUGCUGUAGUAUAAGACAUUACCGAUGUUUUAUAAGACUUUAUAUGACUCCCCUACGAUGCAUUAGAAUUGCUCUGAGUUGCUAGCGCAUUGAUUACUGUAUUAUUAUUAUUUUUUUUUUUUUUACAAGUAUUCUAACUUUAGAUUGUAUGUAGAUGUGUUUCUCAUAACGUGUAAACUCUGCUCAUUCGCAACCGAUCAGGAGAGCCUGAGCUUUAUACAUUUGCAUUCGAACAAGUGCUUAAGGUUUUUUGGGGUUUUUUUGGAAGCCUGCAUCCAGUGCAUGAUUUUUAUCCAACCCGAGGAGGCGUUCUUGAUGAAUAUCUUGAUGUCAUGACGUAGAAUUGGUUUUUGCACUUUGGACUUUGGAGAAAAGAAAAAACAAAACAAAACAAAACAACAACCACUGACACCUUUCCUAGAGACAUGUGACUAACUUUUAUGUGUGCACAUUAUAAAAGAAGCUCCACCCUUUGUUCAUGUGUACAGAUAAGAUAUUCUUGUGAACAACAUAAAUCGAAAAAGAUUAUUAGUGCUGUGAA
Messenger RNA from Hemibagrus wyckioides, 2317 nucleotides. It is a transcript of the gene dhrs11a, whose product is annotated as dehydrogenase/reductase 11a. Bases 187 to 954 code for a protein of 255 amino acids. Gene Ontology annotation, molecular function: oxidoreductase activity. The transcript is spliced from 7 exons. Lineage: Eukaryota; Metazoa; Chordata; Actinopteri; Siluriformes; Bagridae. The record is from RefSeq and is a predicted model, not a curated record.